AUGGCGAAUUCUUUUUGGGAAAGUAAUGGGGUUUGGAAGAUUAGGCAUCCAAAGCCGCGCAGACGAUCGGGGUCGAGCAUAGUGGUCCUAGGAGCCGAAGAGGAAAAGCGACCGCCCCCGGAUGACGACAAAGACAUGCUCACGAUGCUCUCACUCACAUCUGAUACCGGUCCCCACCGCGAGAUGGCGGUGGACGUUCCGGACAGUUUCAUCGCGAGGAACAAAACGCCUCCCCGGUACCCGCCCCCUCGGCCUCCGCAGGUACGCCUCCGGACCUCCAGGGACGAUGAGCCUCUUCUCUCAUCCGGUGGCUCGGGCACCAGCUUUGGCAGCAAGCAAAGCACUGUUCUGCACACUAUCGAUAUCUCCACGCCCAGCUCCGACGGGUCAGGCAGCUUCAAGAACAAUAGCACCAUAGAACUACUGUCCCUCCCACAAAGCUCCGAUGGCUCCGGUAGCUUCGGCAGCAAGAAAAGUAAAGGGUCCUCAGAAACAGCCAAAUGUGGAGACCUUAACUCGGAACGAUCCGAUUCCGUGGCCUCAAACACCACUCACAACUUGAGCGACCACAAAAUCCAGCUCUUAAUAUCAAACGGCGAGGAUUCUUUGAUAGAUUGCAGAGAGGGAGUCACAUACUCAGCACGGACAGAUUCUGUGUUGAUCAGGGAGGCUGUGUACGCGUCGUACAAGCUUCCUCCUGGCUUUGACACGACGCCAGUGCUCCUCGGGAGGGAGGUGGCCGUGGAUGUUCCUGAUACAUUUGUCCAAAUUGUGAAAACGACGCCUAAGUACCCGGGUACCGCUACCGUGGACAGAAAGAGCGUGGCGUUCCAGCAGGUGAAUGGGACGGCAAAGACGGUGGCGCCAGCGGUGCCCCCUCGCGACACCGCGCGGGAUGCACCGCCCCGCCCACCAGCACACGACAAUGUCAGCAAAGAACAGAUGGACUCCAUCAAGAAGUACCAGGAAUCCAAUAACCGCAGAAUAUUUCACGUUUUGUAUCACUUAAUAUUCAAGGCUAAGAUACACUAUGUGAUUGUGUAA
This is a messenger RNA of Spodoptera littoralis (African cotton leafworm), 1044 nucleotides long. The record is from the annotation of a GenBank genome assembly. Lineage: Eukaryota; Metazoa; Arthropoda; Insecta; Lepidoptera; Noctuidae.